UGACGAUGAGGUGGAGUUUUCCCUUGGUGUUCAUCUGACAUGGGGGCCGGGCUCCGGCAUUAACAGAAGAAGCAGUAUAUGCUCCUGACACGGAACGUGUCUGUGGGGUUGAAAUAUGAUGGGAAGCCCAUUUAAUAUCAGGCGCUGGACCAGCAAACACGUGGCCAAGUGGCUAAAGGAUGAAGGCUUCAGUGAAUAUGUUGAUCUUCUUUGUAAUAAGCACAGACUAGAUGGUAUUGCCUUGUUAACUUUGACUGAAUAUGAUUUGCGUUGCCCACCUUUAGAACUAAAAGUGUUGGGUGAUAUUAAAAGACUUAUGGUAUCUAUUCGGAAGCUACAAAAGCAGCACAAAGACAUUUUGGUCGAGAUGGGCUAUGCCAGCGAUGAAUGCCUUGCUGGCACUGUUGCACAUGCUAGUAAUUCAUCACAAAGCAGAGACUGCCAGUGUAAUGGUGUGGAUCAUUCCAGGGACACUAGUGUUUCUGGUGGAGACUUAAGGGUUGAACAAUAUCAGAAUGGCAAAUACUUCAAAUGUCAAACACGAAGACUUGACCCAGAGUUUUGGAAGACAGCUCUGAGUUCUGUUUAUGUAUUCAUAGUCUUUGGGUUUACAUCAAUUGUCAUGGUAGUAGUUCAUGAACGUGUGCCUGACAUGCAAACUUACCCACCACUACCAGACAUAUUCCUGGAUAGUGUCCCUAGAAUACCCUGGGCUUUCGCAAUGGCUGAAGUCUGCGGUGUUGUGCUCUGCACCAUUUGGUUGUUGUUGUUGCUGCUUCAUAAGCAUCGGUCUAUCUUAUUUCGUCGCAUGUGCAGCCUGAUGGGAACAGUGUUCCUAUUACGUUGUGUUACUAUGUUUGUUACCUCACUUUCUGUGCCUGGCCAUCAUCUGCAGUGUUCUGGAAAAUUGUAUGGAGAUGUAUGGGCCAAGUUUCAACGGGCACUUGCAAUUUGGAGUGGUUUUGGAAUGACUCUAACAGGCGUGCAUACUUGUGGGGACUACAUGUUCAGUGGCCACACAGUUGUUAUUACCAUGCUUAACUUCUUUGUCACAGAAUAUACUCCAAGAAGCUGGAACUUCUUGCACACCUUGUCUUGGGUGUUGAACCUGUUCGGGAUCUUCUUUAUCCUUGCUGCACAUGAACAUUAUUCAAUUGAUGUCUUCAUCGCAUUUUAUAUUACCACGAGACUCUUUUUGUAUUACCACACACUAGCCAAUACUCGAGCCUAUCAGCAAAGCCGAAGAGCACGGAUUUGGUUCCCAAUGUUUUCAUUCUUUGAAUGUAAUGUCAAUGGCCCUGUACCAAAUGAAUAUAGUUGGCCACUUUCUAGACCGAGAUUGUUGAAAGUCCUAAUUGGAUAAGAUGUAGUCCACACAAAUGAGUUAUCUUACAUUUGUUGGGCAAAGACAUUAUUAAUGGGGCAGUAGUUGGUUUUACACCCAAGGUUACUACAAUGGCUUGUAUUAAGCCAGGUGCGAACAUGAAGGAGAAAGGAGACUUUGAUACAAAUUAAUUGGUGGUUAGAUUGAUUCAUGAUUAGUCCACCAAAUUGGAAAUAUACUUUUUAUCCCCCCCCCCCCCAAAUAAGUCAAAGUGUCUUAACUUGGGAAUUCUUGCUCCAUUUGUUGGCCUUAUGCAAUGUGUGUGUUUUGAACAGGCAAACAUUUCACCCAGGAGCAACAGUGUACCUGAUGGACCAUGAAAUAUCCAGCCUUGGUUUUGGUAUUGAAAAUGCAGUGGGGUCCCAUAGAGUAGGGCUACAAAAAAAAGAAAGUUGUGUUAUCCUGAAGAGGAAGGUUAACUUUUUUAAGUCAGUGAGACUCUGGGAUUUUUCAGAGAGUUGACAUCUGAGAUGUUUGAAAGAAUUUUUCAUAGU
Messenger RNA from Hemiscyllium ocellatum (epaulette shark), 1878 nucleotides. RefSeq names its product sterile alpha motif domain containing 8 (gene samd8a). The record is from RefSeq and is a predicted model, not a curated record. Gene Ontology annotation, molecular function: ceramide cholinephosphotransferase activity; sphingomyelin synthase activity; protein binding. Lineage: Eukaryota; Metazoa; Chordata; Chondrichthyes; Orectolobiformes; Hemiscylliidae. Gene Ontology annotation, cellular component: endoplasmic reticulum membrane; Golgi membrane. Bases 116 to 1363 code for a protein of 415 amino acids. The transcript has 6 exons. Gene Ontology annotation, biological process: ceramide biosynthetic process.